Molecule: messenger RNA, 3051 nt
Organism: Blumeria graminis f. sp. triticale
Lineage: Eukaryota; Fungi; Ascomycota; Leotiomycetes; Helotiales; Erysiphaceae
Source: the annotation of a GenBank genome assembly
AUGAAGUUUGGCAAGCAGAUUCAGAAGCGGCAGCUAGAAGUGCCUGAAUAUGCAGCAAGCUUCGUAAAUUACAAAGCUCUGAAAAAGCUAAUACGCAAACUUUCGGCGACGCCUAUUCUCGCAUCUCUCAACGAUGCAUCGCGCCAUUCAGGCAUCGAUGAUUCGCAAGCGGCUUUACAAGCAAACAAGGCCACCUUCUUUUUUCAAUUGGAGAGAGAACUCGAGAAAGUCAACGCUAUUUACGUACAAAAGGAAGCUGAGCUCAAGAUUCGCCUCAAGACCCUUUUGGAUAAGAAAAAAUCACUCCGGUCGCGGGGGCAAGCUAUCCUAAGACGCUCGACAAAAUUUACAACUUUAGAGGAGGGCUUUCAGCAGUUUGGAAACGAUUUGAACAAACUUCAGCAAUUUGUUGAGAUUAACGGUACGGCCUUUUCCAAAAUCCUGAAGAAAUGGGAUAAAACAUCAAAGUCAAAGACUAAAGAAUUAUACCUUGCGAGAGCUGUUGAAGUCCAACCAUUCUUCAAUGCAACCUUAAUAAGCGAGUUAUCUGAUCAGGCCGCCACUAGUUUACAGGAGUUAAGUGCUUGGUCUGAAGGAGAUCAGAUUAACUUUGAGAGAAAUAACGAUCAUAUUGUUAGCAGUCAGCACCUGUUGGGGACGGACGAGGGUGACGCAGAUACAUUGCUUUUAGAAGCUGUAAAUUCGGGCAAUAUUGAGUUCCUUAAGGAUCUAUUGCUGCGAUUAAAAACCUCGGCUAGCCAAGGUGGCUCUGGAAACACAAUACUUCUUGAGCGAAUUACCCGAACUUUUCUCGCCGCUACAAAUGAAGGACCUCAAAAAUCACUGCAGCUCUUGCUCGAUACUGGUUUUGUGGAUCUUAAAUCGAAAGAUGAGAUCAAUGAAAGAAAUUGUCUCCAUCAAGCUACCUUAUACGGUAAUGCUUUCGUUCUUAAGGUUGGCCUAGCGGAAGGGGUUGCUGUAAAUAGCACAGACGUGUAUGGUCGAAUUCCUUUACAUUAUGCCUCCAUGCAUGGUCGCCUUGAGAUGGUUGAGGCCUUAAUACAUGCUGAUCCCUCAACUAUCGAUUUGAUUGAUCACGACAAUUUCACUCCCCUAAUUCAUACGAUUAAACACAAUCAUCUUGAUUGCGCCGAGCGGCUACUAGCUCGAUCUGCUAGGAUUGAUCCUACUUCUAAUGCAGAUCAUGUUCCUCUUAAUCUAGCCUGUGAAUAUGGCUCCGUUAGUAUUGUAGAGCUACUUCUUAAACAUCAUGCCAAGAUUCUUCCCGAUGCUGAAGGCCUUUAUCCUCAGCACUUGGUUGCUCGUUCGGGCCAAACACCGCAAUUGCUCCUACUAUUGAAAGAUUAUGGCGCGGAUUUAGAUCAACUUGACAAGCUGUAUUUGUGGACUCCCCUAUUUCAUGCCGCGAGCGAAGGAAAUGUAUCCUGCAUACGCAUUCUGUUGAACUUUGGAGUUCAGGUCGAUAUUCUAGAUGAGAAAGGGCUUUCGGCAAUGUACUAUGCGGCGUGGGAAGGAUACUUAGAAUGCAUGCAACUGAUUUCUCUCAACAUAGAAGACUCCCGGAACUCUCGGGAUCCUGCCAAAAAAACUCGACAUAAGUCUAUCCUACAGAGUAACAAUGUCCUGGAUAAAGAGAAGCAAGAUAUCGACGCGAUUCCUAAACUUGAACUACCUCCUCCUAUAAUACCCUUCCGCAGAUAUGGUCACAGCUUCUUGGAUACUAAAACCCUCAUCCAGAUAAGGUUUGACGAGGACGGCUGCCAGCCCAUCAGGUUUUUCCAAGACAGCAAGUAUCCGAGUGCUCGUCUAACCAUUUCAUCUAAGAUUUCAGACCUAAUCCCGAAGAACCUACUACUGCCACUUCAAGAAGAUACAAAGCUUGUUUUAUUUCAGGUUGAUAAUUUGGAUUCCUUCGCCAUUGACUUUGACGUCUUUCCCACCUACGGUGCAAAAAUAAUCGCUAAAACGGUGGCUCUGCCUAAUAUUUUCCAUAGCUUCGAGUCGGGUUUGGGUCAAUGUUGUCUUCCACUUUUCGAUUUGCGUCUGAGAGCCAUCGGGCAAAUUUCCUUUAAAUUUCAAGUGAUUAAGCCUUUCCAAGGGAAGCCUUUGGAAAUGACGGAUUUUGAAACCUAUUGGAAGGCGACAAGCCAGUUGGGACAUCGGCCUUGUGCAUUUAUUACAGACUCGAGUCUAUCGGGAGAGUAUAUUCAGGUACUUGUACAGCACACGUGUGACGGAGUACCAGUGUUGUGGCCACGGUGGACCCUAAAGUACUUUGACAUUGAGAUUCCUAUCAGCCGCUUGACCUAUGAUCAAUUUAUUGCAGCAGGAUCGCUGUUAGUGGAAAGAAAGCAGGAUUUACUCAACCUGCCUAGUCAAUCGAUUGAAAAUCUUGCAGAGAUCCAUCAAAUUCUUUCGAGAAACGCAAUUUCUCUCAAAGAUAUGCUAGAACUGCUGCCCAAAGGGAUCAACGUUAAUAUACAGAUCUUAUAUCCUUCCCGGGUCGAGGAAAAAAAGCUGCAUCUUGGCCCUACUCUGAAUAUUAAUGUCUUCAGUGAUGCUAUUCUUUCCAUAGUAUUUGAUCACGCUCGUGUUCUACGAGAACGUUUCCCCGAUGCUAUGCGCUCGAUAGUAUUUUCAUCGCACAACGCCACAAUCUGUACCGCGCUGAAUUGGAAGCAGCCCAACUAUCCGGUUUUUCUUUGUAACGACCUUGAUCGUAAUAGUACAACUGGAAGCUUGCCCUGGGACAGGGCUCGCGAAGGUGAAACUUUGAGCAUCAAAGAAGCGGCGAAGAUAGCAAAGGAAAAUAAUUUUAUGGGACUAUGUUGUAACUCGAGACUACUUGAGUUAGUACCCGCUCUGGUGGAAUCGAUUAAAAUCCAAGGCCUGGUGCUUGUUACAGAUGAGCUUGCAGGACCGGGAAGCUUAGAUAGAAAUAACGACUUAGUUUCCUGUGCACUUGAAGGGGUUGAUGGCGUGCUGAGGAGAAAUGGUGUAUUACGAUUCCUGGAGACUGUUGAUAUUUAG